GGUGAUCGGCCGCGCCGGCUCCGUCGGCCGCGUCGGCUUCGACUCAGCGCCUGCGCACGCGUCGCUCGACCGAAUAUAGAGUUGUGAUACUGGAGCCGGCGGCCGGCUGCGUGCAGGGCGGUCGGAGCGGCGCAGACGCGCGCGGUGGGCCGCGAGCAGCACGUGGGGCGCGCCGCCUCGGGUGCACGGCCGGCGAGUGGUGCUGCAGUGCGGCGAGAGGACUGGUGGGGCGCGGCUGUGGGGACUGCUACAGCAGGACGUGUCGGUGUGGGGACAGAGGAGAGAUGGCCUGACUGGUGUGCACCGCGGCAGCAAGACGUACCCGAAGGAUGACCGCGCUGGCCUGCGCUACAUAGGAACUAUGCAAGAUUGCGAUGGCGACGGUGACAUGACUAUCAAGAGCACACACGCUGACAUGGCUCCGCUGGGCUUGCGGUUUCCGCUCGACUUUGACCUGAGUUUGGGUCAGAUGACGCAGGACGAGACGGAACUCAAUUCGAGCUCGUCCAUGAAGGGCUACUCACAGAAGAACUACCACAUCGGCGACGGCACGCUCUACAGCGUGAUGAUCCCGCACCAGACCAAGCAGGUGGCCAGGACGUACCGCGGAUCGACGCCGGGCCGCGGCAGGGGCAGGGGUCGCGGCCGGGGCCAGGGCACGCGCGGCCGCCGCCAGCUCAAGUUCCACCAUCAGGCGCUGCCGCCUGAGUACCUGGACCACUACGUGCAGCGGCUCAACCAGGAGGCGGCCUCGCGGCUGGCGCAGGAAGUGACGGCGCAGGCGGCGCGCGCGAGCUCGCCGCCGGCGGCGGCGGCCGGGCCGCAUCCGCACCUCACUCCCGACGUGCUGAGUGCCGCGUGCCAGGCGGGCCGCCGCCACGGCGGGUCCACCGUGCGGCCAGAGACGCUCAGCAAGGUGGCGUCCGUGAUCGCCGCCAACUCCAAAUACCGUCAAAUCCUGCCGCGGCCGGCGCCGAACCGGGGCCGUGGGCGGGGCAGAGGGCGGGGGCGGGGCCGGGGGCGCGGCUCGCGUGCCAUCCCCGGCUUCAUCCAGGAGGUGCACGGCAGCAUGAACAAGGGUCAGGACAAGAUCCUGGUGGAGAAGUCGUCGUACGACGGAGGCAGCCUCUUCCCAACCUCGGUGUCGGCGCACCUGGUGAAGGCGAUCCCAGGUGCGUCGACGCCGGCGGCGGCCGGCUGUGAGCCGCCGGGCGCCGCCGCGCCGGACGUGCAGGCGGCGCUCGCGCGAUUGCAGACGCUCGAGGGUCGCCAGCGCAGCCGCAAGCCGCGCAAGGCCGACAUCUGCCACAUGGUGGAUGGACGCCGCUCGCCACCCAGCCCGCCCAUGUCCAUGCUGCAGACGCUGCUCAGCGCAAAGCCAGAGCCGGGCGAUGGUGCCUACGGCUUCUACAGUCGGCUCAACGAGUACCUGCCGCUGUAUCAGCGGCUGGUAGCCGGCAGCGAGCCGCUGCAGCAGGAGGAGCCGCUCAACCUGUGCAUCCGCGACCUCAGCCUCAGCGAGCGGCCGGCGCCGGGCGUCAAGCGCGAGCCGUCGCCGGACGAGGCGUGCUCACCGCCGCGCUCGCCCGAGCCCGCCUGGGCCGGCGACUACGUCUUCUGGCCCGAGGCCGGCGUGAUGGUGCACCCGCUGAUGCUGGAGCACCACUGGCGGCAGCGGCGCCGCGACGCCGCUGCCUGGGCCGGCGACGCGCCCGCCAGCCCGCCGGCCGAUGGCAACGACGCCGGCUCGAGGCGCAAGAAACGCUCGCCAGUCCACCUGCCGGCCGGCGCCGAGCCCACCGACUCGGACGUCAGCAUCUGCAAGUUCAAGUUCAAGGGUGGAGCCAACCCCAGCCUGCAGGAGAAGAAGAAGCUCUCGCUGAACAGCGACGGCCAGUUCCGCUUCUUCCAGAACGAGCGCACGCCGCCGGGUGAGCCGCCCCCGCUGCCGCCGCUGCCGGUGGCGUCCACCAGCAGCGAGCGGGCGGCACCCAGUCCCGAGCGCAAGCGGAAGCGGCCCGGUCCGGCCGACCCGCAGCGCCAGCUGGAGAAGAAAUUCUGCGAGCAGGGCUUCCUCAUCCAAACGGCGCAGACCGAAUCGGCCGAGGGCGCCACCUACUGCAAGUUUCGUCAGCUGAAAAAGUUCACACGUUACCUGUUCCGCAGCUGGCGCGACUACCUGCCGGAGGCGGGCGCCGCGGCCGGCCUGACAGCGCAGGAGGCCGACGAGGGGCCGCCGCCGCUCGGCGGGGUCGACUUGUGACCGCCUGCUGUCGGGUCGGCGGCUAGUCGCACUGGAGACGGGGGUAGGGGCUCGGCAGCCGCAGGCGGGAGUGCGGGCCAGUGAGCGUCCGGUGUGUAUUAUGGAGCGAGUCGACGCGGGCGAACGGACCAAGCGAGCGGCGCGCCGCCGUUGUCAUUUGUUACUGUUAUCACAUGCGAGGAGGGACACAUGUGCAAUGCCUAGUCACGCGUUUGCAGUGCCAUUUCAAGCAAUAAACGGUCCACUGUGGCUUCACAUAACG
This is a messenger RNA of Pollicipes pollicipes, 2525 nucleotides long. RefSeq lists its product as uncharacterized. The transcript has 4 exons. Lineage: Eukaryota; Metazoa; Arthropoda; Thecostraca; Pollicipedomorpha; Pollicipedidae. Bases 416 to 2263 code for a protein of 615 amino acids. The record is from RefSeq and is a predicted model, not a curated record.